This is a messenger RNA of Cantharellus anzutake, 393 nucleotides long. RefSeq lists its product as uncharacterized. Lineage: Eukaryota; Fungi; Basidiomycota; Agaricomycetes; Cantharellales; Hydnaceae. The record is from RefSeq and is a predicted model, not a curated record. The transcript has a single exon. The coding region runs from base 1 to 393 and encodes 130 amino acids.
AUGACCCCGUGCGAAUCGACAGAGUCGCACGGCGAAGUUGUUGAAAUGUGGUCAUCUGCUUUUCGAUGGAGAUCUUUUCAAGUAGUGGCAAUGGCAGAGGACUCGGAAAACGCGGAUGGAACGACAAUAGAGACCAAAUUACUUGCUUUCGUUUCACCAACCCUAGUUUUUGCGGCAUUGGGAAUUAAGAAGACUGAGCAAGUCAUUUCCUACACGGUGUUAGUCAUGAGGGUUCAACUACUGACGGAAAAAAAGAGAGGUGAACCUCCCGGCGGAAGUACUGCACUGUUGAUGUCUAAGCGAGCUGAUCAAGGUCUGGACUCGAUGAGCCAAAAUAAAUAUAGACCCUUCAAGAUAUGGAAUGAUCUGCCCUUCCACUGGUCUGGUGUUUAA